This is a messenger RNA of Stegodyphus dumicola, 2244 nucleotides long. RefSeq names its product structural maintenance of chromosomes protein 6-like. Gene Ontology annotation, cellular component: site of double-strand break; Smc5-Smc6 complex; nucleus. The record is from RefSeq and is a predicted model, not a curated record. Lineage: Eukaryota; Metazoa; Arthropoda; Arachnida; Araneae; Eresidae. Gene Ontology annotation, biological process: double-strand break repair via homologous recombination. Gene Ontology annotation, molecular function: single-stranded DNA binding; ATP hydrolysis activity; damaged DNA binding.
UAAAUUUUCAUCAGAUAAUCAUUCUUUAAAUUCUUUAUAGCUUUUCCUCGUUUUCUCAUUUACGGUUUUGAAGAGUCGUAUAUUUCCGCUGAGGAAAGAAAAUGGUGCUCAGACCAUGAAAAUAUAGUUAAAUAUCAUUAUUAUUAGAACUAAGCCUUUGUUGUUAUCUUUCAUUCAUAGUUGGACAUUCUGUGGCAACCUUCUGAUAUUUGUUGUCCUAAGGAUUUUGAAAAUAAAUUUGAGGCUCUAGAAUAUUAGAUGUAAAAUUAUUUCAUUCUAAGUUUAUUAGAAGAAAGAAGAACGGUUAGUUCUUGAAAAUCUCCAAUAAACAUGUCUCGGAAAAAACCGUAUUUGCGUUUGCGCAGCUAAAUUUUCAUCAGAUAAAUCUACUUUAAAUUUGUUAUCUUUGGAGUUUUCCCCGUUUUCAUAUCAGCAGUUUUCGGAUAACCGGAUCUUGGGGAUUUGUUAAGAUAUGCGGAAAGGAGUGCAUUUGCUCCAAGUUAUCUAGGAUUCCGAAGUAUCGUGUACUUCCGUUGACGAAAGAUGGUGUGUAGGGCAUGGACAUGUAGCUAAAUAUCAUUAUAUCCAGGGGAAAAAUUCUAAUUAUGUUUGUGCGGGAAGAAUAAUUUUGCUUAUGCAGCGUUAUGUCAUCAGCUCUUAAUUAAUUUUUGAUGAACAUGUGAAAACAAGCUUUCCCCCUUUUUUUAAUUAAUGGAGUGAACAUGAGUAAAAGAAGACCUUGUAACGCUAGUGAAAGUGUACGUGGUGCAAAGCGGUAUUGUCUGCUUCAGGCUGCCAAACUUGGUGUAAUUGAAUCUGUAUCACUGCAAAAUUUUAUGUGUCAUGAUAAUUUAAAGUUUGAAUUUGAGCCACAUGUAAAUUUUAUCAUUGGAGACAAUGGAAGUGGAAAAAGUGCUGUUGCAACUGGUAUUAUAUUAGCUUUGGGAGGAAGAUCACGUGUAACAGGACGAUGUACAAGUGUCAAAGGUUUUGUUAAAAAAGGCAAGAAAAAUGCAGUAGUUUCUGUAACUCUAAAAAACUGUGGUGAUUUACCUUAUGAGCCUGAAAAAUAUGGGAACAAAGUGAUAGUUGAAAGACAUUUCACUACUGAUAACUCCAACAGCUACAAAAUAAUGUCAGAAACUGGCAUUGUCAUAUCAAAAUCUAAAGAAGAUUUGAAUGAUAUUUUGACAUAUAUGGAUAUUCAUGUUGACAAUCCUACAACUAUUCUAACCCAGGAUAUGAGUCGAGCUUUCUUGAUAUCUAAAAAUGCUGAUAAAAACUUGUAUAAGCUUUUUUAUGAAAGUACUGGUUUGCAGAAGUUAAAAGAAAAUUAUGCAAAAGUAAAUCAGUUAAAAAAGGCUGCAGAGUCAACUCUAGAAACUAAAAAAAAGUUAUUGCAAGAAACAGAGAAAGAACUACAACAAUGGGAGAAACUAAUGAAUCAUGCUAAAACUUGCAGUGAUUUACAAAAUGAAUUAUUAUGGGCCAUAGCACUAGAGAUCGAAAAGAAAUUAUUGGAUAAACAGGAAAAAUUUGAAGAAGCACAGAAUGAAGUCAUAAAAAUUCAGAAGGAGAAGGAAAUAACACAGGCUGAACAUUUUAAACUUUCUGAGACCUUCAAAUCACAUGAUAUGCAUCGACAGAACUUGGAAAAGGAAAUCGAGUCAAUAGAAAGCUCUUUAAAGCAGUUGAAAUCUCAACAGCAAAGUGUGACUAAAGAUGUUCGAGAACAUGCGGGUUUGUUAAACAGGUAUAAAAGAGAGAAUGACAGAUUAAAUAAUGAUAUUAUGCAGGCGGAAAAUGCUUUGAAUGAAGCCCUACAGAAAAAUAAAGAUGAUGCUGAUGCAGAGCAGAGAGAACGUGAUAAAAAAAUUCAAAUGUUAGAAGCACGAUUGUCUGGUAUAAAUUCAGAAUUGAAAGAGAAAACUAAAAUAUGGAACUUCUACUUGGAUGAAGAAAAGGAUCUGGAAAAAAUUUGUGGCACUCUGAUAAUCAAAAUAUUUCUAAGUCACCAAAAUGAAAAGUUAUGUCACCUUUAAAAUAUGGAAGGUGAAAAUAAAAAUGUUUUAUUUUAAUGUUAUUUCUUAAAUAUAAUUUUAAUUCAUUAUAAUUAUUUUUACUUUUAUAAAAUGCAUCCAUUACAUGUUAUGACAUGUGAAUAAAAAAUUUUGUACACAAACUAAUUUUGAAAUUAUCAAAACAUUGAUAAGUUGACAAAUUUAGUGCCACAUAAUAAAAGAU